Salvelinus sp. IW2-2015 is the source of this 1245-nucleotide messenger RNA. RefSeq names its product T-cell ecto-ADP-ribosyltransferase 2-like. The record is from RefSeq and is a predicted model, not a curated record. Gene Ontology annotation, molecular function: NAD+ poly-ADP-ribosyltransferase activity; NAD+-protein-arginine ADP-ribosyltransferase activity. Lineage: Eukaryota; Metazoa; Chordata; Actinopteri; Salmoniformes; Salmonidae.
CUCCUUACGUCACCAUUUAAUACAGGUCAGUGCUUCUCUCUUUUCUGUUACGGUCUUUGGAUCAGGACUCGCGUCACUGGAGCUGUUGUUGAAUUAAGACUGAUGUCCUUUUCAUCUCUGAAUAUACUGUAGAUCUGCGCUCAACAAUUUCUGCAACAUGGGGGUUGAAUGUUGGCAGAUGGAUGAGUGCAGUGAGAAGAAGAAAAUGUGGGCAAUCAUUUUCUCUGUAAUUGCCACUUCAAUCGUUGUGCUGAGUUUGACCUUUGGUGUUUACUUUGGACUGGUGAAGGAGACGACUUUCCCGCUGGACAUGGCACCAAAUUCUAUUGAUGACAAAUACGAUGGCUGCAGAGACGAAGCUUUUAAGAGGGUGGAUAGCUACUACCUCCCACAUGAGAAAAACACCACCACUAACUUCAGAAGAGCCUGGGACAUAGCAGAGAAACAUGCAUCCAUUCCAAAAGAUGGUCUGCAAAAAGUGCAUUCCAUCGCUAUGUAUUCGUACACAAAUAACAAACCCCAACCUCCAUCCGAGUCCAUCUUCAUAGACUUCAACGAAGCAGUUAGACAAGGCAGAUAUGGGUAUGGAACAUCAUUCCAGUACCAUUCCCUGCACUUCUAUCUGACUGACGCCAUUCAGAUUCUCAAACAAAGUCAAACAACAUGUACGACCACCUACCGUAGAACCAAGGUGUAUUUUGAUCGAAAUGUUCUAAACAAAGAGAUCCGUUUCGGAAUCUUCGCCUCCAGUUCUUUAAAUAAGUCAUUACAUAUGUUUGGCAACACGUCCUGCUUUGAGAUCAACACGUGUUUUGGUGCCAACCUGACAUAUUACUCUGCCUAUCUCAAUGAGAGUGAGGUUUUAAUCCCGUCCUAUGAGGUCUUUAGAGUCACUGCUGUCCAGACAAACACGUGGUGUGACGUCGUCUACACACUGAAUAGCACCGGAAUAUCGAAGAGCAACCUGAACUGCAGAUGGGUUUACAAUGGAGCAGAAUCAGAUCUGAGAAGCAGCUUUUAUACAUUCAUCAGAGCAUCAGAUACAGCCUACAUAAUACUCUUUAUUAUGUUGAUAAAUAUUGUAUUUCACUGAUCAUUCUGCCCUGAAACAAUGAUACAAUGAUACAAUGAGGAAUCUUAACCACUUUCCAUAUCACAGUUGUAAUGAUCCUGUUAAGAACAACUCUCUGUGCUUGUAUGAUUUUCUUUCCUGACAUUGUCAUUUCAUUUGGUUUUAAAAUAUCG